GUUGUCUGUCUAAAUAAUCUCAACAGGCUAACUGGCAGCUCUGACGUCUUAGAAUAAUCACCACGACCUAGCUCAACACAAUGGCUCCCACACUACUAUGGAUUGGACUCGGGAAUAUGGGGAGGGGAAUGAGCAAGAAUAUCGUUGAGAAGGGCAACUUGGAUGGCCCCCUUCUCUUGUACAACCGUUCAUCUCAGAGGGCCACUGACUUCAGUGCCAAGUUUCCGGCCGGUAAGACUGAAGUCGUUGGGUCUCUUGCCGACGGCGUCUCGAGAGCCGAUGUCAUCUUCUCCUGCAUUGCCAACGAUGAAGCCGUUCAAGAAACCUUCAAGGCGAUGCUUGAGGGAAACGUCAAGGGCAAGCUAUUCAUCGAGAGCUCAACCAUCCACCCAGACACCACCGAGGCUAUUGCAAAGGAUGUUGUAGCCAAAGGAGCCGAGUUCGUCGCUGCUCCUGUAUUCGGUGCUCCUCAAAUGGCUGAGGCUGGUCAGCUCGUCGGUGUUCUUGCUGGACCUGCUGCCAGCGUUGCAAGGGCAAAGCCGUGGUUCAAGGGCGUAACUUCCAGCAAGGAGAUUGAUCUCUCGGAUAAGCCUUACAGCAAAGCUUUGACUCUGAAGGUCCUUGGAAACACAUUCAUCCUGAACAUGGCCGAGCAGCUCGCUGAGGCGCACGUUGUGGCCGAAAAGACAGGUCUGGGCACUGAAGCCAUCCACCAGAUUGUCGACUCGAUCUUCGGUGGGCCUUACACUGCCUAUAGCCAGCGUAUGCUCACGGGCGACUACUAUAACCGUGAUGAACCUCUUUUUGCAGUUGAGCUCGCGAGAAAGGAUGCUCGACAUGCUAUGAGCUUGGCUGAAUCUGUUGGUGUGAGACUUCGAAAUGUUGAGGCUGCUGAUGCGCAUUUGGCAAUGGCUUAUGAGCAUGCGGGCUCAUCGGCAGACAUGGCUGGAAUCUACGGAGCUAUUCGAAAGGAAUCUGGUCUCAAGUACGAGAACGAUGCUUAGACGUUUGUAUCUGUGUGAGAAGCUGUGGGAAUACCUACUACCUAUAAGAAAACAUUGCAAAUACAAACACUCUCAAC
Molecule: messenger RNA, 1081 nt
Organism: Fusarium oxysporum Fo47
Lineage: Eukaryota; Fungi; Ascomycota; Sordariomycetes; Hypocreales; Nectriaceae
Product: NAD binding domain of 6-phosphogluconate dehydrogenase-domain-containing protein
Exons: 2
Coding region: 81-1004 (307 amino acids)
Molecular function (GO): oxidoreductase activity, acting on the CH-OH group of donors, NAD or NADP as acceptor; NADP binding; NAD binding
Source: RefSeq, a predicted model, not a curated record